This is a messenger RNA of Rhodofomes roseus, 1308 nucleotides long. RefSeq lists its product as uncharacterized. Gene Ontology annotation, molecular function: protein binding. The coding region runs from base 182 to 1090 and encodes 302 amino acids. NCBI's taxonomy places the organism in Eukaryota, Fungi, Basidiomycota, Agaricomycetes, Polyporales, Fomitopsidaceae. The record is from RefSeq and is a predicted model, not a curated record. The transcript is spliced from 4 exons.
UCGACAUCGACAUCAUCGUCUCUGCCCGACUCUCCACCUCCCCCCAUAUCCCCGGAACUCAAACGAGCAGGAGCGGGACUGGGAGCGGGAGGAGAAUCUACUGCUAGAUGAAGAAUACAACCCAGCGCCAGAACAAGAGCAAGAGUAUGAACAGGAACAAGAGCAAGAUGAAGGACCAGACAUGGAUUACGAAGACGCUCUGAUUGACAUACGAGACAACAGUCCUUCACCUUCAUUGUCGACUGUCGGUGUACAAGAGGCAUCGCGCGUGCCAACUCCGGUCCCGCCGCCGCCGACACCGCCUCCGCGGCAUCCGUUCUACUACAUCGACGACGAUAUGGCUAUCAUCUGUGUUGAGGAGCAACUCUUCAAGGUGCACAAGUACUUCUUAAUCCGAGAAUCGGAGCUCUUCCAGGGAAUGUUCGGACUCCCGCCCGGAGACUCCAUGACUGCAGAAGGACGGGAUGAUCACCAUCCCAUCGUGCUCAAGCAGGUGCUUGCGCGCGAAUUCGAAAGCCUGUUGCGCUUUCUGUACCAUGGCAUGUUCGACGAUUGCGGCGUGACACUGCCGCAAUGGAUCGACAUCUUGAGCAUCUCCACAUUCUGGGCCUGCGACAAACUGCGUGCGCGAGCGAUCAAGGAGAUACACGACCACAGGCCCCGCAUCGACCCUGUGGAGAAGGUUGUACUUGCAGUCAAGUACUUCGUUCCUGAGUGGCUCGCGCCGUCAUACGCGGCAGUCUGCCAACGUGCAUUGCCUAUCAACAGCGUGGAGGGGCACAAGCUGGGGCUCGAGAAAACGAUCCUUCUUGCCCGCGCGAGAGAAGCGGUCCGUCAGGACCACGUCGCCCGAGAGCAGAGGCAUGCCCAGGGUGCUGGUGGGCGAGGCAAUGUGCGUCAAAACCUCAAUUCGCGCACGACGGCCUCCCCAGCGCCACCUGAGCCUGAACCUUUGCCGUCGACGGCAUCCUGCUGGGGAGAAUGGAAAGGCUUGACAGUGCCUCCUCCAGAGGAUCCCUUCGAUGCGGAGCGCGUCGCCGAGAUAGUGCACGAAGUCUUCCAGGCGCCGGAGGAGGCGGGCGCUAACUAGGACGAUUUCUCGUCUAUUCUCCUCGCCCUCUUUCCUCUCGCACGGGCAGUCGUAGGUAGGUCGUGUGCCGGCGCAUGUGUGACGCAUGUCUGCACAUCGCGUUCCGGUCUAUACAUAUCUCAUUCGGUGAAUAGGCUGCCGCGGGCCGCCUGCAAGUGUAUCAUGUAUUCUGUGUACGGUAGACUCAAUUGACACGACGUAUUGGCGACGUAUACACU